Messenger RNA from Passer montanus (Eurasian tree sparrow), 6921 nucleotides. RefSeq names its product BRCA1 DNA repair associated (gene BRCA1). Gene Ontology annotation, molecular function: zinc ion binding; DNA binding; ubiquitin-protein transferase activity. The record is from RefSeq and is a predicted model, not a curated record. The transcript has 22 exons. The coding region runs from base 606 to 5990 and encodes 1794 amino acids. Gene Ontology annotation, cellular component: BRCA1-A complex; nucleus; BRCA1-BARD1 complex. Gene Ontology annotation, biological process: positive regulation of transcription by RNA polymerase II; double-strand break repair via homologous recombination; dosage compensation by inactivation of X chromosome. Lineage: Eukaryota; Metazoa; Chordata; Aves; Passeriformes; Passeridae.
GCGGCGCGGGAGCGCUGAGGGGAGACGGGAGCGCUGAGGGGAGACAGGGACGGCACCGGCCACAGCCUGGCAGCGGCACCGACACCGGCACCUACCGCACCGGCUCCGGCCUGGGUCUGACACUGACCGCACCGGCAUCAGUCUGGGCUUGGCACUGACCGCAUCGGCACCGGUCUGGGCCUGGUACUGACACUGACCGCACCGGCUCCGGUCUGACACUCCCGGCACCGGCCUGAGCUGACCGCAGCAGCCCGGCCCUGACCGCCCUGGCACUGACCGCACCGGCUCGGACCGCUCCGGUGCUGCCCUGCGCUGACGGCCCCGGCGCUGGCCCCGCUCCCUCCGCCCGUGCCGGUACGCUUCUCCUCCGCCUGCGGGCAGGCCUCGCUGCCGGGCCGGCCCCGGGAGGUUUCUCUUUGUUUUCAGGGUUUGCCGCGGGGUCUCGGGCUCGCGUGGGUCCGCCCUGUCUGCCCUCGGCUCUGCUGCUUCCCCACCCAGCCAAGCCCUCGCUGUUUUGUGUUCCUGGUGGAUUUCACCUGAACAAACCCUGGGCCCUCCUUUGGUACAAGACCGCAAACGUUCAGAAAUAUUUUUGGACGUGAAGGAUGGAAUUGUCAGUGAUUACUAUUGGACAAGUACAAAAUGUGCUUUCAGCCAUGCAGAAGAACUUGGAGUGCCCAAUAUGCCUGGAUGUGGUGCAAGAGCCUGUUUCAACAAAAUGUGAUCACAUAUUCUGCAGAUUCUGCAUGUUCAAACUUAUCAACAAAAAGAAAAAAGGGGUGGUAGAGUGUCCUCUGUGUAAGACUGAAGUUACCAAGAGAAGUCUGAAAGAAAAUUCCAGAUUUAAGCAACUAAUUGAAGGACUGUUGGAAACCAUCCAUGCUUUUGAGCUUGACACUGGAGUGAAGUUUUUAAAGAGUCAUCACUUUGCUAAAACAUCCACGGAAGCCACUGCUGCUGAGUCCCUGUGUAAAGAAAGUUCUGUCAUCCAAAGUAAAGGCUUCAGAAACAGGAGGAAAAGUGCUAAAGGAAAUGGACAAGAAAACUUCACCUUGCAGGAAGCUAGUGUGAAUAUUCAGCUUGCAGAUGCCAAAAUGUGUCACCCAAGAAACAAACCCCAGAAAUCUGGCUCUCAAAAGGGUACUUAUAUAGAGUUUGGCUCUGGAUCAUCUGAAGAGUUUUUGAAACAGGCAAGCAAACCUGGGUUUGAAGACAAAGGAGCAGUUCAGAUUUCUUCUCAAGUAAGGCUGGAAGAACUUGAGAGUGCUGAGAAAGGGAAUGAAAAUUCUUGUAAUGCACAGCCUGACAAGCUGUGUGCCAAAGAAAUAACACUACCAGACAGCACAGGUGAAGGGGAUUUCUCAAAGGAGUGUUUGAGCAAGAGAAGCACUCAGAGCAUCACUGAAUGUGCCAAGCCUGACCAAGUGAAUGUGACUGAAGGCCAGAGUUCUCCUUUGAGUGUCCUUGCUGCAGAGCUGCCCCCAGAGCAGUGUGACAGAGCAGGUGCUGCCAGUCCCACACUGGAUGGGGACACAUCAUUCUCUAAGAACCCAGAAGAAAUGGAGGAACAGCAAACCCAGCACAACACUGAAAACCAAGAGUUUGAUUUAGAAAAUAGCUCAGAGAGCAGGCUGGAUAAAAGCAGGGAAAUGGAUACUGAUGUACAAAGUGUGGAAGCUGUAGAGGGAUAUGAACCUGAGAAUGAAUCUUCCCAUGACAAAGAACUUCCUCUGGAGGAGCUGCCUCAGCCAGAGACACUCCACUCUGCCACCCUGAAUAAAGUCUCCAAGAAGAAACUGAAGCAGAGCAUUCAGAAAGUCAACGAAUGGUUUUCAAAAAGCAAUGAGAUUUUGUCUUCUGGUUCUUCAGUGGAUGAAUCUGCUGCAUCAGCUGAUGUCUCAGGUGAAGGAGAUCUGUGUUUAUCAGAUAAAGAGUCCUGUAUUUCAGCAAAGACUGACCCUAUGGCAGAUUCCAUGGAAAUUGCAGCAGUGGAAGGGAAAAAGAGAUGGUCAAACCAAAAAGCAGAGGACAUCAAAGAUAAAAUAUUUGGCAAAACAUACAGGAGAGAGAGGAAAUCAAAUCCCCCUUCUACCUUGAGAGAUAUUUUGCCUGCUAGGCAAAAGGAAGAUGUGGCUGCUGCUAAGUGCCUGACUGAUUUCAGCAAAGACAGACUCAAACGAAAGAGGAAGACUGCCUGUGUCCUGCAACCUGAGGAUUUCAUCAAGAAAAAAGAUACAGAAAAGGCAGCUGGGGGCCCUCAAAGUGUUAAUGGGGGCCUUGGAAAUGCUGAAAAGAAAAGAUGUGAUGAAAGUGUUGCUGUGAACGAGAGUCACCUCUCUCAGAAUAGAGCAAAUAAUACAUUAAGAGAACCUGAGGAAGGAGAAGAGUCCACGUGGAAGAAAGCUGCUGAGAAGGUCACCACCAAGCACUGUGAGGGGGAACCAGAGAUGUAUAACUGUGAUCAGAAAAGCAGCAAAAAGAGAAGCUCUGCAGCAAAAAGAUGCAGGCAUUCUAGCAGAACUAUGUGUGCUCUGCAGUUAGUAGUGGACAGAGGCUCUGUUUUCCCUGAUGCAGCUGAGCCACAGAUUGACAGCUAUCCCAGCAGUGGAGAGCCCAGGAAAGAGGAUUCCGAGCAAAACCCAGUCAGACGCAGCAGAAGGCUUCAGCUGCUCUCUGAAGAAAUGACAAAAGAAACAAGGAAAGGAGGAAAGGGAGCCAGAAAUAACAGUGAUCAUGGAAGGUCUGUCUCUGGAGACCAAAGGAACGUGGCAACUCACUCUGCUGAAUGCAAAGAGCUGUGUGAGCCUCAAGAUGAGCUGAGUUACAGGCCAGUCACUAAUUUGGAGGGAGGUGAUCUGCAAGCCAAUGAAGUGCAGGUUAGUCUAAAAAAUUUCUCUGACACUGCAGAAACUAGAAAAAGUCUGUUCAGUCCUUCACGUCUGCCUUCAAACUGUGGUUCCACUGUUCCUGAUACAAGUUCUCAAGACAGUAAAAUACUUGGUAGCCCCCUCCUCCUACAACUUCCUUCAGUGUCUGCUGGGGAAACUGCUUCUCACCAGACUGAGGAGGGGACUGAAUCACCUACUGCUUCUCCCCCAGAAUGUGGGCAUGAUUCACAAAAUGUUCCAGGGGACUUCAAAGCUGAGAAGUUGCCAGUGGCUAAAAAUGUUUUGGAAUUGACUAAGGAAGCCGAAGACAGUGACUUGGACACACAGUAUCUGAGGAAUAUAUUCAGGCACUCCAAGCGCUCCUCCUUCAGCCUUUUUCAGUCUCAUGCAGUGGCAGAUCCUCCUUCUGAGACUUUAAAUCUAUCAUGUGCUGCUCAGGUAGAAAAUAAGGCUAGCAAACAGUUACAACCAGAAAGCUUGCAAGAGGAGAGAGCAGCUGCUCAAAACUUGAGCAGGGUUUCUGAGAAAGAGAAGCUGAAGUCCUGUGAGUCUGCACGUGUUGAUCCUGGGCCUUGCUUUGCUGUCAGCACAGGAGAGCACAGGGAUGGCAUUUCACAGGCUGCAGAGGAAGGGACUCUGACACCAGCAAGAGCAGGAACUGCUCAGACUGAGCACAACAAUGGAUUGCUGCAGGAAGAGCAGGACAAUGAAAAGCCAGUGUCAACUGAGGUAGGAAUAGAAAGUGAGUUGAGACAGAAUCCCAUUGAAAGUGAUGGAAGCCAGAGUGACCAGAGUUACACAGAGAAGCAUGAUUCCAGACAAAAUGAUUUAAACACGGGCCAGGAAAACAGCUUCAGUUCAGAAAGCAAUCAGGCAGGAAAGACUGAACUUGAUUGCACAGGACCAAUUCUACAUUUUCAAUCCACAUCAACGAUUUGUUCUGCAACUUGUCAGCAAAGCCCUGCUGAAUUCAGCUCUGAAGUCACUAGCACAAAAAGCAGCAAAAGAGAAAGAAAACAUGUAAAGGGGGAUGAAGAAGAAGCAGCCCAAACUGUAAGCACAGCUGCAGAGGCUCUGCAAGGGCCUCUUGGAGAGAAUUGUGGCCUUACAGGUUUGUCUGAAACCCCGAAUGCCUUACUGUGCUCUGAUACUGACAUUGAGGAGAACAGCAGCCUGUGUGAAACUGAUAGGAAAGAGCAAUCUGCAGUGUUUGUAAAGAGUGCCAGUGCCCUGGGAGAAGAUCUGCACAAUAGAAAUGCAAGUUCCAAGCCAAGACCUCGGGGUCCUCGAAGGUCUCGAAGACGAGUGCAGAAACUGCCAUCUUCAGACGAGGAGUCCUGUGAGGAUGAGGACUUGCCAUGCUUUAGGACAUUCAUCUUCAGCAAAUCAGCAAGCACACCUUUGCAUUCUGACAAACAAAUGGCACCUCUGGUGGAGUCCCCAGUGGCAGAGUGCCCAGGGAGCCCCAGUGUGCUGCCUCACAGUGUGAGUAACGAUGGCAAGGUCGUGCAGAAAGUGUCUGAAGCUGCCCUAAGUCAUGGCUGUGCUUCACCAAGCCAGGAGUCAGAAUGCUCUGUCAACUUGUUUUCUUCCCAGUCCAACAUGUCUGAGGAAUCAUUUAAUGGAGCACAAGAACUGAGCAAACAUUUACCACAAGCUCAGGUGUCCAAACAAAUGAGCAGUGGAAAUGACAGUAAAGAAACUUCUCAGGAUUCUGGUGAAGGGCUCAAGGAGACCAAAGAUGAAAGCCAAGAAGACCCAGACAUGAGAGCAAAUCUAGGUGAAGCAUCUGGAUCUGACAGUGAAAUAAGCAUUGUGGAAGAUUCCUGUGGAGCAUUCUCUCAGGGUGAAAUCCUCACUACCCAGCAAAAGAAUGCUAUGCAAAAUAGCCUGAAAAAACUGCAGCAAGAAAUGGCUGCACUUGAAGCAGUGCUAGAGCAGAAUGGGAGCCAGAACUGUGAAGUUUUACCUGCACACAGGGAGCUGCCACAUUCCAGUACUGAAGGAGCAUCUGAAAUGGAUCAAAUGAGUAAAGAAAUAAACAGGUCUCCAGAAUUGUUGCUUUCAGCUUCUAAAUCCUCUUUAAGGAAGAAAUCAGAUCUGGAGAAAGGCCCUGAGAGUGACAGUGUUCUACAGAACAAAACUCCCUCUGAAAAGACAAAACCUGUGCAGGAGGCAGUGCAAGAGCACAGGCAGUGUCAGCCUGAAGCAGGAAAUACAGAGGAGCAGAAAUCUGGGACCGGUGCAUCAUCAGAUCUUUUUGGAAAUGUAACCCCAGAUAACUCUUCCUCCUCUGUGAGGCUUUUUACCCCUCAAACUGCAGAAGCCCCAGCAGGGCCUGUGAUGGCUCAGAACACUGAUAAAAGCUGUGGCCCAGGACACAAAUUGAAGAGAAGUGAAUGUUCUCCUGUACCUGUUCUGCACAAUGCAGCUGGGAAAGAAAAUACUGCAAAUCCAGUGGUGACCAAGAGGAAAGAAAUGUCAGUUGUGGUCUCAGGUCUGAAUCACAGUGAGCAUUUGGUGGUCCAGAAGUUUGUGAAAAAAACUCAGAGCACUUUAUCUAAUCACAUUACUGAAGGAACAACCCAUGUCAUAAUGAAAACAGAUGAGGAGCUGGUGUGUGAACGGACCCUGAAGUAUUUCCUGGGCAUUGCAGGAGGAAAGUGGGUGGUCAGUUACCAGUGGAUAAUUCAGUCUUUUAAAGCAGGAAGAAUACUGGAUGAGGAGAACUUUGAAGUCAGAGGAGAUGUAAUCAAUGGGAGAAACCAUCAAGGUCCCAAGAGGGCCAGAAAGGCCCUGACUGACAAGAUCUUUAAAGACUUUGAGAUCUGUUGCUGUGGACCCUUCACUGACAUGACUACAGAGCAUCUGGAGUGGAUGGUGGAGCUCUGUGGUGCCUCGCUGGUGAAGCAGCCUGACCUGUUCACACCCACAGCAAAUUCUACUGCUGUUGUGGUUGUGCAGCCAGAUGCUUGGAAGGAAAACAUGGAUUAUACAGCAAUCCAGCAGCAGAGCAACGUUGCCGUGGUAACUCGGGAGUGGGUCCUGGACAGCGUGGCUUGCUACCAGUGCCAGGAGCUCAGUGCUUACCUCGUGUCCUGAGGGUGGUUUUACUUUUGUGUAAUUAUUUUUACUUGUGUAGGACCCAGUGCCUGGCAUGGCUGCAGCUCUUGGUCAUCAUAAAAUUACUGAAACAUUGCCAUCCAGAAGGUGGAAUUGCCCACUGUUCUUUAAAGCUUUACAUUAGCUUAAAGGACUAUGAGAUUAUAAAUGUUAAAUUUUAAAAGUUAGAGGAUGUAGUAUAUGGCCUCCUCAGAGAAAUGGUGAUAUAUUGCUUGCCACUGCAGCCAGUUUCUGUUUAAAUACUUGGGGACAGUUAUUUAAAAGAGGAAUAUUGGGCUUGGGGUUUGAAUGAAAACAUACCUGCACUCUGGAGUAACCUCCAGAUUUUCAUUUUGCUUAAAUACAAACCUUGAAUGCUAUUUUGUGAUUAUUAAUGCAUUAGCCUUGGCCAUUGAUUGAUUAUGGUUGUGUUGAAAACUCUACAAACAGCUUUCCUGUUGUGCAUCACAGUGCCAGCUCACCCUAACCAGAAACACAGGUAUGGUCCUCAGAAAUGCAAUGAUUGAAUCCAAACACAAGGCAAUGCUUUAAAACCAGGCUUAAAAGGCUUAAAAUUUAGUGCCAGUGCUGUCAGGCUGAUUUCUGACAAGAGUAUGUGGCACUAUGAAAGCAUAAUGAAUAGAUGCAUUUUAGUAUCCUGGUGACCCAUGAUAAGCCCAAAAAUAUCUGCUUCUAAUAGUCCCUGCUUGUAAAAUGAGGCUGCAAAGAAAUUGGCUUUUUAUGAAAGAAAAUAUCUUGCUUGUUUCUGUUGCCAAGCAAUUCAAUUUCAUAUCUAAUUUUGUACUUUGAGAGCAGAGCUGCUUGUUUAAAAAGCAAAAAAAAAGGUAGCUAAGUUCAUAAAAUUGUUUUGUGAUAAGAUGCUGCUGUCUUGGAAAGUUACAGAAAGUAUGUUUAUAAAUAUUUGAAUGCA